This is a messenger RNA of Octodon degus (degu), 4262 nucleotides long. It is a transcript of the gene Sh3bgrl2, whose product is annotated as SH3 domain binding glutamate rich protein like 2. The transcript is spliced from 4 exons. The coding region runs from base 46 to 369 and encodes 107 amino acids. NCBI's taxonomy places the organism in Eukaryota, Metazoa, Chordata, Mammalia, Rodentia, Octodontidae. Gene Ontology annotation, cellular component: cytoplasm. The record is from RefSeq and is a predicted model, not a curated record.
GAGCGCGGCCGGGGAACGCGCGCAGAGUCGGUCUGCGCAGCGAGGAUGGGUGUCCGCGUGUUCGUCGCCUCGUCCUCGGGCUCGGUGGCGAUAAAGAAGAAGCAGCAGGAUGUGGUUAGAUUUCUGGAGGCCAACAAGAUAGAGUUUGAGGAGGUGGACAUCACGAUGUCGGAGGAGCAGAGGCAGUGGAUGUACAGAAGCAUCCCCCCGGAGAAGAGGCCUGCUCAGGGGAACCCGCUGCCACCGCAGAUAUUCAACGGCGACCGGUACUGUGGGGAUUAUGACAGUUUUUUUGAAUCAAAGGAGAGCAACACAGUCCUUUCGUUCUUAGGCUUGAAACCACGGUUGGCAUCAAAUGCAGAACCGUAGAGGGGAAAAGUGGGAGGUGCUGGAGAUGUGCUUGGACCACCACCUCCGGGAACGCCGCACGCACUGCUUACACCUAGCACCUCACUGUGACCAGAGCCACACACACCAUCAGUAACUUUGCUUGCCACGGAAGCGGUGUCUUGGGAGAUGUGGGUGUGAUGGGAACUACGUGACUGCCAUAAACCAAAUCGGGACUGAGCUGGCUUUGGGACUGGGGUUCUUCUUUUCACUGCCCUGCAGCGGCUGCGCCUGACAGUCCUGGCACCUGCUGUAGGUGUGCUUCUUUUAGUCUGACACACGAGCAGGGGCACCGUCGGGGAGAAGAUGCUGGACCUGUGGGGUUGUCGCACAUAACUGUUGUCAGCUCGCUGCUUUGUGAGCUUCCUGGGUUGCAUCCGUAACGCUCUCUGCCCAGCUGUCAGGAUCUGGAGAGAAGGAAAGACGGUGCUGGCUGGAAAAGACCCUUGAAGGUCUCUGUGCAGAACCAUAGACGUCGCUCUUGCGGUGCCUUGUGACAGCGGCUGUCGUUCUAGAUUCUGCUUGUUUUCAUUGGCAGCCCUGUCUGUGUGAUCCUCUGAACUCUCACAUAUCUCCAAAAGUCACUGUUGUAAUAUAAAAUCAUUGCCACUAACUCACAGAAAUGGAAGUAAUUGCUAGUUUGGAAAAUAUCGGCUUCUUUAUCUCUCGCAAGGGGAAAGUUUCACCUAAACGCGCAAGACUGCCUGAAAGAUAUAUUUUAAGAGGUGCACAGAUUAGAGAGUAAAUUUAUAGGAGAACUGUCAGAGCAGGGUCCGAAGGCAGCUUCAGCUGGAGCGAUUUAUAUAUAUGCAAGUCACAUAUAUUUUUAAAAUGCAGUUCCCCUAGCGGCUGCUUGUUCUAUUUUGGGCGGGGACUCUAUUUUUUUUGAGAAAGUAAGACCUCAGUUAGAUGUAGCUUAUGAACCCCUGCUGAGCACACUAAAAUAAGCUAACGUUGCUGUCCAGUGGCUUCCCUGGACACUUUCCUUGCUCCUCUGCAUGGCUCAUGUUUUCCCAGAACAUGGGCUUGGACCUUCCCGCAUGACGCGGAUGCGCAUUCUGCUCCCUAUGCGGGUAGAGCGUGCCCAGGCAGCGGGGUGCGGAAGGGCUGCCCACAAAGCCACCCUGGACUGCGUGGUGAGCCAGCUCCCCAGUUGCAUGGGGUGCUGAUGACGCUGACCACGCCUACGAGGUAGGGCAGAGACUGCUUUUCUGUAUCCUUACGGUUUUGCAAGUUGGGAAUUGCCAAACAAGGGAGCCUCCUUGGCUUGGAGAAACGCUCAGAGGGUGGACUCCAGCACUCAGCUUGUCCACCCAUCCUGGUGCUAGGCCUUCCAUUACGGUGUGGGAAGGACACUUCUGAGAGCGGAGGAAUGAAAGCCCCUCCCACCUCCCCCAGGCCUCCUGGAGUGGGCUGCUCCAUAGAACUCCAGACAGCUGCAGCUGGAGCCCCAGCACAGUCCAGAUUGCAGUCAGGAGAGCGUGGCCGGGUGCUUCGGGGCAGCUAGCAUGGGCAGUUUCUCUCCCAGGAAAUGUUUUGCUCAAAUCAUGGCUGUUCCUUAUUAGUUAGUGUUAAAACGUGAUCCAGGUCAAAUUCCAUGUGAUAAAUCCCAGGGACUAUCCAGGAGUGUUUUUUCCUAACUGGAUAUUGUGUUUGAGUGUGUGUCUUCCGAUAAUAAUUAGUUUCUUUUUAAAAAUUCAGCAGUUCUAAAAAUUGUUUUGUUGUGAUUAUGCACCUUGCAUUUAUCCUGCUCGUACCAGUGCAUACCAAGGGCCGAUUUGGUAAGAAGAAAGCUUUGCAGGUUUCGGGGUCAUAGGAUCAGUGCCAUCCUCACCACCAGAUGAAGGGAACCGACUUUCCUGAAUGACUUUUGAAUUAACCACAAUAUACCUAGUAGGAUUGCAUUAAGCAUGCCAGAUGGAUACCAGUGCUAAAACACAGCUUUUACAUAUCUUCUUGUCACAAGUUUUUGUUUGUUUUGGGAUCAUCAGAGAAUUACAAGAGAGCACAUUCAGUGCUUCCUGUACUUGUUGUGGUGGAAGAGAAGCGCAGUGUGUGGCUCUUCGCAUGGUGGCCAGGCCCUGCACAGUCCCGAAGCGCUGCCCCGUGGGACCACGCCGUGUGCACAGAAUACUGUGUCCUUAUGCGCAUUCUUCUACCAGCCGAUUCCAAGCACACAAUAAUGAUUUUCUGAUGCUUUUAACUAGCUGCCUUUAUUUAGAUUUUGAUAAUCACAGUCUUAAAAACCUAGCAAAAAAAAAAAAAAAAAAACCUAGAAAAGAAGUGGAUUUGGAGGCAGACAUGUAAUAUCAAGGGCAUUUCUGGACAGAAUCUUGAUCUCCUGCAGUAAGCUUUUUGAGACAAAGAAAGCAUGAUGCUAAAAAUCAAAGUGUGCCAUUUUCAAAGUAGAUAAAAUAUAGAGUGCUAUCCGGCGAGGUGUGUGCAGUCAAGGAGAAAAUCGGUUGGAAAAAUACUUUAAAUUCUGGUAUUUUAUUACAGUCAAAGGGAAGAAAAAGAAGAUAUUUUGCCCCUAGGCUUUACUAUAUUUUAGAUUUGUUUCUAUUUUAUAGAUUUAAUUCAACACUCUAACCUAGAUGUUUUUAUACUACAUGAAUUUAAUGAUGAACUAAACAUGUUUUUGAUUAUUGAAAGGUACCAAAGGUCUUCCUGUUUCAUUUCAUUGUUUGAUUUUAUGGUGGAGUUGUGCUUUGUUUAACAGCUUUUCUUAAAUGUCAGCAUCUACUUCUGUCUGCAUAAUUACUGUUUUUAGAGUUCGGCUUGUAUGUGUUUGUCUCCAAGGCAUUGGUGAGACUUUAUGUUCAGCAUGAGAGACGAGGAGAUUCCAGAAGAUGCCAGUCCAGGAGUGGGGCCCACUCCCUGCCAUCUCAGACCGCCCUUAGCGCUAGUUCUCGGUUCAACUGACUUUCUGUUCAGUUGGGAAGCUGCGCCCCUCCAUGAGCCCCUGCAUGAAAAAUGCAGAUUCCUUGGUAAAAGCCCAAGAAUUAAGUGACCACCGCAGCGCCUCACGUGCAUCAUGGGGCCAAGGAUGCAGUGGGUGUCCAGCGCAGUGAUGGCCCCGAUGGUCGCGGUGCAGAUGUGCCUGCGGGGGUCACUUGACUGCUUGCAAAAACAAGGUCAGGUGGCCAUGACUCCACCGGCGGGUUCCCUUAAAGGAAGCUGCUACCUCUGGAAGCAGAAGGAAACAUCUUUAAAGGGAGCGUGGAGGCUGAUCUCAUCACUGUGCUAUUUCAGACUUUAAACCCUCAGAGAGAGGAAGGUAAAGAAAAGGUUCAAAGGGAGAAACUACAUUUGCAGAAAUGCCCCAAAUCACAAUCCCAGAGAAGCAAAGUGGUCGCUGCCUGCUUGUGACCCGGGUUUCCAGAGCCUUCCUAGGCCUGGAGACGCCUGUCCUGUCAGUGUGGUUGUCCUUACUCUGCACACACUGAGCCCCCGGAAUGUGGUGGUGCUCAGAGCAGGGCAGAAGUGUCCUCCCUCAGUGGUGAGAGAAGUGAACACAGCAACAGCAGCGCCAGCAGAGGUUAGCGGAAGAGCCCUCCUGGCCGCAGGACCGCGUCUCAGGUGGUGUCUAUGACUUUUCUGUUGCUCCUGCUCUUAAAACCAUCCCAGGUUUUAAAAUUUCACCUAUCUACAAAAGCAUUCAUAUGUGUUAUAUUGAGUGUGUGCUAACGUGUGAGGAAUAAUCGUAACCAACAGAUCCCACGUGUGCCUGCCGCCCACUAUGCCUUUCCUCUGAGCACUGUGCUGUCCCUGCUUGUCCCCUCAGAGUCCUCUCGUGCCCACUGUAGCUUUCCUGUCCUUUGUCACUCUGCUUCCAUGUACGUAUGCUGAAGGAUAAUAAACGAAAUUAAACCAGA